Molecule: messenger RNA, 1116 nt
Organism: Lycium barbarum (goji berry)
Lineage: Eukaryota; Viridiplantae; Streptophyta; Magnoliopsida; Solanales; Solanaceae
Exons: 4
Coding region: 1-1116 (371 amino acids)
Source: RefSeq, a predicted model, not a curated record
AUGAUGAUUGCUCGAAGCAUCCAAAAGGAGAUCAUGUAUGCUUGUGCAAAAGAAACAAUGAAAGCAAUUGUUGAAGAUUUAAAUGGUGAUUACUUUGGCAUAUUGGUUGAUGAAUCUAAGGAUGUUUCUCAUAAGGAACAAAUGAGAAACAAUGAAGAUACAACUGCAAUUGCAUUGAAAUAUGCUAUCUAUUCUUUGUUGUUAGAGCAUUCAUUGAUUCCAUCUCAAACACGGGAACAAGGUUAUGAUGGAGCUAGUAACAUGCAAGGAAAAAUCAAUGGUUUUAAAACUCUAGUUCUGGAAGACAAUCCUUCAGCUUAUUGCAUACAUUGCUUUGCUCAUCAGUUGCAAUUGACUUUUGUAACUGUUGCAAAGAAACACUAUGAUGUAGAUCAAUUUUUUGAUAUUGUUGCUAAUGUAUUGAAUAUUAUUGGAGGUUCUUUUAAGCGUAGGGAGAUUCCUCGAGAAGAUCAAAGAGAUCCAUGGCAAAAAGUAAUGAAUGAUAUAAAAUCUUUUGAGUUUGUGCGUAUGUUGCAAUUGAUGUUGAAAGUGUUGGCAAUUAAAAAUGAUUUGAAUAUGACUUUGCAAAGAAAAUAUCAAGAUAUUGUGAAUACUAUGAAGCUUGUUGGUUUUGCCAAGAGGCAACUACAAACGAUGAGAGAGUCUAAAUGGAAAUCUUGGAUUGAAGAUGUCUCUUCAUUUUGUGUGAAGCAUGAUAUUCUAAUUCCUGAAAUGGAUAAGAACUAUCAUAUUGGAAAGUCAAAGUGCAAGAGUUCAAGUGUCACAUAUUCUCAUCAUUUUCUUAUAGAAGUCUUUAAUGCUGUUAUUGAUUUGCAACUUGCGGAGCUUAAUAGUCGUUUUGAUGCAGUGAAUAGUGAUUUGCUUCUAGAUCUCAGUUACGAGCUUGACAACUAUAUUCUCUUUGUGAGAGAAGAUAGUGAUUUCUCUAACUUGAAAGGACUUCGAGAUCUUUCAGAAACAUUAGUUGAAACAAAUCUGCACAAGACUUGGAGACUUGUUUAUUUGCUUGUGAAGUUAAGCUUGAUAUUGCCCUUGGCUACUGCAAGAGUAGAAAGACCUUUUUCUUCAAUGAACUACAUAAAAAAUGACUUGUGA